This is a messenger RNA of Eruca vesicaria subsp. sativa (arugula), 2202 nucleotides long. NCBI's taxonomy places the organism in Eukaryota, Viridiplantae, Streptophyta, Magnoliopsida, Brassicales, Brassicaceae. The record is from the annotation of a GenBank genome assembly.
AUGACGAAAAGAAACUGUUUCGGAUUCAACGUAAAAAAACGAGGUGAAGAGAAGAAGAGAGCAUCCAAAUCUUUCAGGGAAGGUGUCAAAUUCGGAUCAGAAGGUCUAUUAACCAUCGGUAAAUCCGUAACGAGAGCGGUUUUCCCUGAAGAUCUAAGAAUAUCAGAGAAGAAAAUCUUUGACCCUCAAGACAAAACACUUCUCAUAUGGAACAGAAUGUUGGUCAUUUCUUGUAUUUUAGCUGUCUCCGUUGAUCCACUCUUCUUCUAUCUCCCCAUUGUCGAUAACUCAGGGAGCAGCUGUAUAGGGAUUGACACGAAGCUAGCCGUUACAACAACAACUCUUAGAACGAUUCUUGACGUUUUUUAUCUGACUAGAAUGGCUCUUCAGUUUCGCACAGCUUACAUAGCUCCUUCUUCUCGUGUGUUUGGUCGUGGUGAGCUUGUGAUUGAUCCUCCUAAGAUCGCUCAACGGUAUUUAACACGUUAUUUCAUUGUGGAUUUCCUCGCAGUGCUCCCUUUACCGCAGAUUGCUGUAUGGAAGUUUCUUCACGGAUCAAAAGGAAUGGAUGUGUUACCAACCAAAACAGCUCUGUUAAACAUUGUAAUCACACAGUAUAUUCCAAGAUUCGUUAGGUUUAUACCGUUAACAUCAGAACUAAAGAAGACUGCAGGAGCUUUUGCUGAAGGUGCUUGGGCUGGUGCUGCUUAUUAUCUCCUCUGGUAUAUGCUUGCAAGCCACGUAAGUGUCUCUACACAUGACUCUUGUUGGUUAAGUGUUGUUAUGAUUGUGUUAUUUACGUUUUUGUGGCAGAUAACUGGAGCUUUCUGGUACAUGUUGUCAGUGGAACGUAAUGAUACUUGUUGGAGAUUUGCGUGUAAAGUCCAACCAGAUCCAAAACUAUGUGUUCAGAUUCUGUAUUGUGGGAGCAAGUUUGUGAGUAGCCGUGAAACAGAAUGGAUCAAAACGGUUCCUGAGCUUCUUAAGAGCAAUUGUUCUGCUAAAGCAGAUGAUUCAAAGUUCAACUAUGGGAUUUAUGGUCAGGCUAUAUCUUCAGGCAUUGUAUCAUCAACAACGUUUUUCUCCAAGUUCUGUUAUUGUCUAUGGUGGGGUCUUCAAAAUCUCAGCACGUUAGGUCAAGGGCUGCAAACAAGUACAUUUCCAGGAGAGGUUCUGUUCUCUAUUGCGAUUGCUAUAGCUGGCCUUCUUCUUUUCGCGCUUCUUAUCGGAAACAUGCAGACUUAUCUUCAGUCACUUACCGUCCGUCUUGAGGAAAUGAGGAUCAAAAGACGUGACUCUGAACAGUGGAUGCACCACAGGUCACUUCCACAGAAUCUUAGAGAAAGAGUGAGACGCUAUGAUCAAUAUAAAUGGUUAGAAACAAGAGGUGUGGAUGAAGAGAACAUAGUCCAGAGUUUACCUAAGGAUCUAAGGAGAGACAUUAAACGCCAUCUCUGUCUGAAUUUAGUUAGAAGGGUUCCUUUGUUUGCUAACAUGGAUGAGAGAUUACUUGACGCCAUUUGUGAGAGACUAAAACCUAGUCUUUACACGGAGAGUACUUACAUUGUCCGUGAAGGAGACCCGGUUAACGAAAUGCUGUUCAUAAUCAGAGGCCGGUUAGAGAGUGUAACCACAGAUGGAGGAAGAAGCGGUUUCUUCAACAGAGGGUUAUUGAAAGAAGGAGACUUUUGUGGUGAAGAGCUUCUGACUUGGGCGCUUGAUCCUAAAGCAGGAUCAAACCUACCUUCUUCCACAAGAACAGUGAAGGCUCUAACUGAAGUGGAGGCUUUUGCUUUAGAAGCUGAAGAGUUGAAGUUUGUAGCAAGUCAGUUUAGGAGACUUCACAGCCGUCAGGUUCAACAGACUUUUAGGUUUUACUCUCAGCAAUGGAGAACUUGGGCUUCAAGCUUCAUCCAAGCUGCUUGGCGUCGUCAUUCUAGAAGGAAAAACGCUGAGCUGAGACGGAUUGAAGAAGAGGAAGACGGGAUGGGUUAUGAAGAUGAGUAUGAUGAUGCUGAGGAGGAGGACGAGAGGAGUCCAGUGUUUACAAGAACUGAGUCUUCUUCUAGACUACGUUCGACGAUAUUUGCAUCAAGAUUUGCUGCUAAUGCAUUGAAAGGUCAUAGACUAAGGAGCACAGAGAGUUCAAAGAGGUUGUUGAAUCUGCAAAAGCCUCCUGAACCUGAUUUUGAUGCUGAAUAA